CAAAGCACUCAAAAUUCUCUCUUCGUUUUCUACACGCAUACACGGAGCAGUAGCAGUGUAUGCAUAUGCAGAAACCCCUUUCUUUGCCGCUGGCCACGCUCAUGCCGCCACGCCCUUUGGAUUCGACUCGACCCUCAGUGAUUGCCUCUGUGCCCUGAGUGAUGCACCACAGUUUGCACAUACAAUGUCCGCCGAUGCUCCGAACCCCUCGACGCCGAGGACGUCUCCAAAGAGGAUGCGGUUUUGAUAUCCGCAGUUCGGGCAGGGGCCACCCCGCACCUCACAGGGGGAAAACCUCAGCGGGGUGGGAAAAUCGCUGCUAGAUACAACACACACACACACGGACAGUACGCUCACUUACUCCUUGAGGAAGAGGUUCUCGGUGCCGUCCAUGGCCAGGGUCCAGAUGAUGGGCGAGCUGAUGAACAGAUUGAGGAAGGGGUUCACACUCCGCAGCACAGGGAUGAACUCGAACGCCAGGAACGACCACAGCACGGUAGAUAAGAACAUCCACGGCAAAUACACCAUGUAGUUGCGGAUACGAUCUUUCUUCCACGUCACACGACAAACGCCUGAGUGGGUGGACAGACAAGACAGGUGGGUGGGGUGGGGUGGAGAGAGGGGUGGAUGCAGCCAACAGAGUGAGUGCAGUACGAUCAAAACACAGAGAAUGAUUAACGGUCGGACCGCCGGCCACAAGCUUCAAUAAGCGCCCGGCUGCCUGGCUGCCAGGCUGUCCACCCACGUACCUACCUGAAAUCCUACCUGUAUCGACGGCACACUUGGGGUCGCUGGUGACGGCGAUCCGGCUGCCCUGGUUCCUGAGUUCGGCUUUGAGGGUGUCAAAUUCUUCGUCGGUCACGAUGGGCUGCCCCUUCAUGUAUGCCGACAUGGCGUUGAGGAAGAGGGUCUCGUUGCGCGUGAGGAAUAUCACAUCACUGCCCUCCCACGCCAAGUCCUGCUUGAGCAGAUCGAAGUCGCCGUCAGUCAGCGCCUGCCAACCGCUCAAGUAGUACGACUGCAGCGCAUCGAGGAAUACACGCUCCUUUUCAGCUGUCGUCAGCUUGACAGGGUUGCCGCAGUUGUCGAGCCGGACAAACUCCUCCCGGUCCUCUUCCUCACCCGCCUGCAGGUAUCAGAUAGAUAACAGAUUGACAGAUUGGUGAAGUGAAAUGAAUGAAAUGAAGGAAGGGAUAGACGGACACAGUCUCCGCUGAUGCUCAUACCCACUCUCAUGAUGCCAGUCGGCUUCCCAGUGCGGCAGCCGCUGCUCGCAGAAGGUGAGGGUGUCUUCUCAUGCUUGUCGGCUGUUGCCUUGGCUGGGCAUGUGGAGGGGCAUGUAACGAGGGCCGGCAGAGACAUAGUCGGAGGGGCCGUGAGGGCAUCCCAUGUGAUGACAGCGCUGAACGGCAGCGCAGUGAGGUAGACAUACGGCUGCUUGGCGGGGAGGGCCGGCUGAGCGGGCACUGUGGGCAGCACGAGGGCGUGACAGAAAUACGGCAGAUCCGCAGUCGUCACGUUGGGCCCGUUGCCUACACAUACACACACGCAUAAGAAUCACAUGUGAAUUGACCCUCUCUGUGUGUGUUCUGUGACGAUCGGGCGGGCCUGAGUCAAGUUUAGCUUCGUCAAGUCCUGUGUCUCUCUGACGAAGCUAAAAUAUCUAAGCGGGAAAUUUGCAAUCCCCUUGCCGGCUCGUCUCCUCAAAGUUGGCGGACAUUGGCAGGACAUUUGGCGAGGGCAGCUGUUCGUCUUUGCGCGUGGGUGCGUGUGCGAUUGAUCUAUAAGCCUGUUGUCAGAGCCAUUUAUGCGAGAUGGUCCCUCGAUUGGUGGCAUGCACUCGCGUCUCUCCCUGUCUCUCCCUGUGUCUCCACAGCCAGCCACAUACAGGAAUCUUGCACAUACGGCAGACAGGCAGGGAAGCCAGGCUAUGUGUCUCUUAGUUGAUGGCAAGCUUAGCCAUCAUGUUCGUCAGCGAAUCGACGGGGUCGAGUCUCUGGCAUUUCUCCCUCCCCGGCUCUCUCAAGUCGUGAACCUCAGGUGAUCGCUUCCCCACUCGCCUCCUUGGGGCGAUCCUCGCGCGCCGACGACGGGCGAUUUCCUCGGCUUCCUUCCGCUUUCUCCGCUGUGUCUGGGCAGAACUGCUCCAGUCGGGGAUCGGGAGGAGGGCAGGGCGCAUCCGGCUUCCUAAAAUACAUGUGCAGAUUGGGGUGACGGCGGCCUCCCUGUUGGCCGCUCAAGCGCCCGGUCCCAUUGUCGUCGAACCGCACCUCCUCAUCGAACCUCACCGUCUUCUUCUUUUCCCGCUGAAUGGCUGGCUUUGUAGCCGCACUCUUCAAGAUACCCUUCAAAGCCGUCGACCCCUUGGUUGACGCAUGUGCAGCCGACGAUUCCUUUUGCUGCAUCGUUCCCGAAGUGCCGGUCUUGUCACUGCGGAUCGGCAAUGCGGAUCGGCAAUGCCUUCCCCGUGGUCUCGCUCUCAGAGCCGGUCGAGUCCUGCUGCAGCUUGAAGUGUGUCUCUUCGCUGCCGUUGUGGUCAUUGUGGCUUGUGUCCGUCGCCAAUGGAGGUAUGCUGAGCGGGUCUGAGGCCAAGCACAUCGAUCCAUUCAUAUGAUCAUGCCCUGUAGUGACGUGUGGUCGUGAUAAGCUGUUUCUUUUCUGCGACCACCGACAGCACCAGCACUCGUGGCUGUGGAGCGGGGAUCCGCUGAGGUCUGCAUCCAAACAAACACGAGAUGCAGCCGUGUUUCUGCUGAUGUGUCCGUUUGUUGUGCACCGAGCUAAGGUAGCCUUCGCAGGGCAGAACAGAGCCACCAGCGCCCUUCCCAUGGCCAGAGCCUUCUUGUCGCACCAGAGACGGGAGGAGCUGACAGCCAAGAGACAGAGCGCGGCCCACACUGUCAGUUGUCUUGACGACCGGAAGACCCUGAAGCAGGUCCUGGACAGAAACUUCACCGUGAUCGAUGUGCUGGGUCAUAGCUGCCUGAGGCUCAGAGUCUGUCGUCCCCUUGCUGCCUCCGUCUGUCUCUGAGUCAGUCUCCAGCUCGGCCUUGAAGUUCUCUGGUGGGGGCGCGGGCUGCCUCUUCCACAGGCGAUUGUACCAACUUAUCAGUGUAAGAAGCAUGAUUGACGUCUCUUUUUGCCGACGGGGGCUGCAAGGGAAACG
Messenger RNA from Vitrella brassicaformis, 3166 nucleotides. The record is from the annotation of a GenBank genome assembly. NCBI's taxonomy places the organism in Eukaryota, Vitrellaceae.